Messenger RNA from Pyrus x bretschneideri (Chinese white pear), 911 nucleotides. Its product is annotated as membrane-anchored ubiquitin-fold protein 3-like. Gene Ontology annotation, molecular function: protein binding. The transcript has 3 exons. Bases 246 to 602 code for a protein of 118 amino acids. The record is from RefSeq and is a predicted model, not a curated record. Lineage: Eukaryota; Viridiplantae; Streptophyta; Magnoliopsida; Rosales; Rosaceae.
GUCUCAAUCUGCUGACUGAAACGACGUCGUAAUCGGGCCAAUGUACCUUUGGCUACACUUCUUCUUCUCAUUGAGCUCGCCGACCAGUACCAACCUCCAACCUCCAACCUCCAUAGAGAAAGAGAAGAAGAGAAAGUACGUUUGAAUUGUUCGGCCCGAUCGGGUGCUGCGCAAGGGGACACGUGGAAGAUAUCGGUCGGUGCAUAGGUGUGAGAAGUCAAAAGUCAAAGGCUUGACUGAGAGAGAUGGCAGAGGAGGAUUUGGUGGACAUAAAGUUCCGGUUGUACGACGGCACCGAUAUCGGGCCGUUCAGUUACUCAUCAGCCUCCACCGUCGAUAUGCUCAAGCAGAGGGUCGUCUCCGAUUGGCCCAGAGGCAAGACUAUGACACCGAAGACGGCGAAUGAAGUGAAACUGAUGAGUUUUGGCAAGAUUUUGGAGAACAACAAGACAGUGGGUCAGUGUAAAUUACCUUUGGCUGAUAUUGGUGGAGGAAUUAUCAUAAUGCUUGUUGUUGUACAGCAAGCUAUCGAAAAAGCUAAAACAGAAAAGAAGAUUGAUGAUCGGCCCCGGAAAGUUGUCUGUUCAUGUUCCAUAUUGUGAAAAAAACUGUUUAGAGGUUGGGAUCUCUUGACCUGGGUAUCAAUCCUUUGGCUACAGAAACCAUCUCGGGUCAUACAUUUGUUCAUUGACGUGUCCAUGUUGUGAUGUGUGUACAGAAAACCAUGUUGUUGGUGAUUUCAGUAGUUUCAAGGUUUGUGUUCUACCACACGGGUUGCUCGCUUUUCUUGUUUCCACUUUGGUUCUUGCCUUGUUCCUCUGCCUGUCUGUACGUAAGUUGCCUGAAUGAUUGUAGCAGUAAUGAAAAUCUGUAUAUACCUUGUUAAUGCAAAAGACAACAUUUAAACUACA